Messenger RNA from Vicia villosa (hairy vetch), 696 nucleotides. Its product is annotated as 18.1 kDa class I heat shock protein-like. The transcript has a single exon. The record is from RefSeq and is a predicted model, not a curated record. Bases 31 to 441 code for a protein of 136 amino acids. NCBI's taxonomy places the organism in Eukaryota, Viridiplantae, Streptophyta, Magnoliopsida, Fabales, Fabaceae. Gene Ontology annotation, biological process: protein complex oligomerization; response to heat; response to hydrogen peroxide.
AACAAUUUCUACAAUUAAUCCAACAACAAAAUGUCGAUGAUACCAACUAACAACAACCUAUUCGAGGGUUCUCCAUUCUCCACCUUAAUCCAAGAACUUUCACGGGAAAAUCCAAGUUUUCUCAACGAGCAAGUUGAUUGGAAGGAGACGCCGGAAGCGCAUGUGUUGAAAGCUGGGAUACCGGGGCUAAAGAAAGAGGAAGUGAAGAUUGAGGUUGAAGAUGGAAGAGUGCUUCAAAUAAGAGGAGAGAGGAGCAUGGAGAGACAAGAAUCGAAUGAUGGAUGUCAUCGGGUGGAGCGGAGUAGUGGGAAGUUUAUGAGGAGUUUUACUCUUCCGAGUAAUUGUAAAAUGGAUGGGGUUAUGGCUUCUAUGGAGGAUGGGGUUCUUACUGUUACUAUCCCUAAGGAUGGUGCUCAGAAUAAUGAUCUUUUGACUGGUUAGAAUUCAAAUUGAGAAGAAUUAUGACGAUUCUUUGAAUCUAGAUGUUCCUAUAUAGUUCCAAUUUUUUUUGGUUUUGAUAAGAUCCUUCUUCCUUAUUUGUUUUUGUUUUUGUUUUUGUAUUCUAGAGAAUUAGAAAAAGAUGUAAUAUAACAAAUGAGAUAUAUGUUUUGUUUUGUGUAAUUAAUCAACUAUUCCUUAUGUAACAAAUGACAUAUGUUGUGUAAUUAAUCAACUAUUCCUGUUCUUGAAUCACAA